Molecule: messenger RNA, 1312 nt
Organism: Macrobrachium nipponense
Lineage: Eukaryota; Metazoa; Arthropoda; Malacostraca; Decapoda; Palaemonidae
Product: tubulin polyglutamylase complex subunit 2-like
Exons: 5
Coding region: 127-1035 (302 amino acids)
Biological process (GO): protein polyglutamylation
Source: RefSeq, a predicted model, not a curated record
ACUCACUUCCGUACCUUUAAUGCCGUUUCGUAUAUGUUACAUAUAAUAAUUCCACGGUUUCUCUGCAGUGCGAGACAUGGCGACAGUUUGCAAACUCUUGUGAUGAACUCGUGACGAGAACUUUCAAUGAUGGAUGCCAAGAGAGAAAGAGACUGCAAUUUUGUUACAGAUCUCACACUGGGAUUGGUGGGUACCCUUCGCAACGUCGGAGGAGUGCAGGACGUGAGCGUGGUGGUGCGCGGAGGAGUUGAAAGGGCAGCUGUCGUUGCUUGGGAACAGCGACACAAUGUCGUUCUCCCGGCUACGCUAAGGGCGCUCUUCACGGCAACCGAUGGUUUUAAAUUGACAUGGAACUAUGCAACUGCAGGGAAAGUCCUUCCGCUAGGUAACAUGGAAAUCCACUCGUUAGGAAGAGUGAAUCGAUUAGGAAGUGGCAGAGGAAGUGGAGAUCCAUUGGCGCCCUCUGUCACUGAUCUGGCUCUUGCUGAGGAUCCACCAACACCACCUGAACCACUGAGACCGGGCUGCAUCAGACCUGCACCACCUCCGUCACCGCCAUCAUUCCACUCCUCUAAAAUGUUUGAGAUCGAUAGUUGCCAAGGGUAUGGCCGGGUUGUCGUGGCUUAUCCCGGUCGGGGGGACAACUUCUCCGAAGGAUCAUUUUGGUUCAUUGACCUUUCCUUAAGACCUCAUCUUUUGGCUCCGGAUACCACCACAUACUGGAGGCUCAUGCUUGCCCACCUGGGCAUGCCGCAGUGGCAGGCUCUCGUCGCAGGAAUUGGCCUGACUCCAUGGGCAAGGCAGUGGUACGAAGUGGUAGCCGGGCACCUACUGGAGGGGCCGAGGACUCCCAGGACAAGCCAGCCCCCAGACAUGGUGAACAGAUUAGACUGGUCGGUCUUCAAGAGCAAGAAAACGCACAAGGUUGGGAAGAACGCUAAAGAUAAUCCGGCCAAGGAAACGGGACCGAAGGACGUCACGAAGGAGGCCACCAAAGAUAGCGCUAAAGAUAAUCCAACUGCCAAGAAAGAAUGAGGAGGAAGACGUCUGAUACAGUAGCGAUACCCAAGGUAUAGAAAUAAGGACUUUUUGCGGCGUGGAACAUUGUGUGGCAUUGUAUGUUUCUUUAUCAAACUGUGUACCGUCAGACAGUAAAUCAUUACGACAACAAAUCAGUCUCAUAAUAAAAUGAAGAAACACUGAAAGAUAUCAUUUAAAACUCCUUACACACGAUAGUAUUGUAUGUUGGUUUGUGAAGAUGUUUAUUGUGAGACAAUAAAUCUUUACAACGAAAAAGUAGCCUCAUAGUAAA